Molecule: messenger RNA, 1694 nt
Organism: Ilyonectria robusta
Lineage: Eukaryota; Fungi; Ascomycota; Sordariomycetes; Hypocreales; Nectriaceae
Product: Rhodanese-like domain-containing protein
Exons: 2
Coding region: 341-1357 (338 amino acids)
Biological process (GO): transsulfuration
Cellular component (GO): mitochondrion
Molecular function (GO): thiosulfate-cyanide sulfurtransferase activity
Source: RefSeq, a predicted model, not a curated record
AGGUGCCUGCCCGCUCCGACUGGUCCAAGCUUCGGCCCCGGCAGCUUCCAGUUUUGACGCCAACCUCGCCCGCUCUGUUAUCAUCAAUUCCCACGAGGGCCGCCCAGUCCGUGACAAGCCAACUUUUUCAACACCGGUUCUCUCCCCCACCGAGUGAUGCGUAUACAGACGUAGAGGUUAGACCUCAAGUACCCGCCCUUCCCUCACGCCUGGCCCGCCUUUCUUUUCGCUCUCUGCCGUAUCGCCUCGCCGGCCACUUAUCGACGCCUCGUACGAGGAGUCAACGAGCCCUUUCGCUCCUCGUGUCACCCACGACUUCCCCUCCAACAUCCCCUACAACAUGGCUGCCACCGUCGCCUUCCGCUCAACGAGGGGCGGCCUGCUCCAAUUCGGCGUCAAAGCCUUCCGACCUAUGCUGUUCACCCGACGAAACCUCUCUUCAUACAUCGUCUCCCCCAAAGAACUCCACGAAGCCCUCAACAAGAACCCCCCCUCGCCAAUCAGCACCGACCCUCGAGUAAUCCCUCUCUGCGCCUCGUGGUUCCUCCCCAACGAUGAGCGGACAGGAAUCCAAACAUUCCGGGAGCAGCGGAUUCCCAAAGCUCGAUUCUUCGACCUGGACAAGGUCAUUGACAAGCGCAGUCCCUACCCUCACAUGUUGCCAGACGCUAAGGGAUUCGCGGCUGCCAUGAGCGAAUUGGGAAUCAGAAAGGAGGACACGGUCGUUGUGUAUGAUACCAAAGAGCUCGGCAUCUUCAGCGCUCCCCGCGUGGGCUGGACCUUGAAGGUGUUUGGUCACGAUAACGUGCAUAUUCUGAACAACUUCAAGCUGUGGGUGGAACAGGGACUCCCCACUGAGUCUGGAGAGCUAUAUAGCGUCGAGUGCUGUCCCUACCCCAUCCCUAGUGUGGAAAACAACCGGGUUGCCAGUUUUGAAGAGGUCAAGCAGCUUGCCAAGGACUAUAACAAGGAGGGAGCCGAGGAAGUUCAGAUCCUCGAUGCCAGACCCAAUGCCCGGUUUACUGGCGAGGCUCCUGAGCCUCGUGAGGGUUUGUCAUCCGGACACAUGCCCGGUUCCAUCAGCAUUCCUUUCAAUGCUGUGCUGGACCCCGAGACCAAGGCCUUCCUUCCCCGCGACCAGCUGAAGAAGGUACUUGAGGGCAAGGGAGUAGACCCGACCAAGCCCAUCAUCUCAAGCUGUGGCACCGGUGUGACUGCCUGCGUCAUUGAGACUGCUCUGGAGGAAGCAGGCCUUGGCACUCCCGAGUCGCGAAGGGUUUACGAUGGAAGUUGGACGGAAUGGGCGCAAAGGGUAAGUCCUUCGGACAACCUGAUUUUGAAGUCGACAAAGGAGUAAGGUUUUAUGGCUUUGAGUUUGGAGAAAGGGCGAGCAGUCAAAGUUGUUGAGUUGCGAUACCCUCGUUAAUGAAUGCCUGGAAUUGCCAGGCGUGUACGAACAGUUGAACACCCAUCCGCUCGUGAUUUAAGUCCAGCAUAUCCUCCUUGGACGUUUGCAUCAGACGCGCAUUUGUUUUCGGUAUUACCCAUCCCCACACUUCUGUAUAGUACAAGGUAUAGCUGCGAAUCAAUCCACGAUGGAGUCAAUUUAAGCAAGGCUUCUUGACUUUAUGUAUUUGCACAAGCGCGGCAUCGGGAAGUCUACAAUCAAUGAAAAGAUAAGUGGCUCAUCUGUG